Messenger RNA from Saitoella complicata NRRL Y-17804, 1323 nucleotides. RefSeq names its product Prephenate dehydrogenase. Gene Ontology annotation, biological process: L-tyrosine biosynthetic process. Gene Ontology annotation, molecular function: prephenate dehydrogenase (NAD+) activity; NAD+ binding; prephenate dehydrogenase (NADP+) activity. The transcript has 4 exons. The record is from RefSeq and is a predicted model, not a curated record. Lineage: Eukaryota; Fungi; Ascomycota; Saitoellomycetes; Saitoellales; Saitoellaceae. Bases 1 to 1323 code for a protein of 440 amino acids.
AUGAACGGCGAUUCAAGCUCAUGGAAGGAGACGCUGGAGGUGGGUAUCAUUGGCCUGGGGGACAUGGGCAAGAUGUACGCCCGGCGGAUCAGCGCGGCGGGGUGGAAGGUCAAUGCUUGUGAUCUACCACAGAAAUACGAAGCGCUCAAACAGGAAUUCUCCGACACAAACAUCAACAUCCUCCAAAACGGACACCUCGUCAGUCGGCGAAGUGAUUAUAUCAUGUACUCCGUCGAAGCCGAAUACAUCGAUCGCGUGGUAGCGAUGUACGGUCCCUCCACCAAACUGGGCGCGAUCGUGGGCGGACAGACAUCUUGCAAAGCACCCGAAAUAGCCGCUCUAGAGGAACACCUCCCACCCGACACCCAAAUCGUCUCCUGUCACUCCCUCCACGGCCCCUCCGUCUCCCCCCGCGGCCAACCCUUGGUUUUGAUAUCCCACCGCUGCACCCCCGAAGCAACAUCCCUCGUCCGCUCCAUCCUCUCCUGCUUCGACUCCAAAAUCGUUGAACUCUCCGCAAAAGAACAUGACCGAAUCACAGCUGACACCCAAGCCGUCACACACGCGGCAUUUUUGUCGAUGGGCGUGGCGUGGGCGGCGAAUAAUCAGUUUCCGUGGGAGGUUACGAGGUAUAAUGGUGGGAUUGAGAAUGUGAAGAUUAAUUUGACGUUGAGGAUUUAUUCGAAUAAGUGGCAUGUGUAUGCUGGAUUGGCAAUAUUGAACCCCUCUGCACGGAAACAGAUCAAACAAUACGCGAGUUCGGUGACAGAGUUGUACAAACUUAUCAUCGAACGCCGCGCCGAAGAAUUCACCAACCGCAUUCACGAAGCCGCACGUUUUGUCUUCGGAUCCCCACACUCCAUCAACCCUCUCACCUCCGACGAACUCCUCCUCCGAGACGAAGUCCUCGACCGAUUUUCCCUGGGCUCCGUCCCCAAAGACGAACGAACACCCAAUUCCCACCUGAGUUUACUAGCCAUCGUCGACUGCUGGUGGAAACUGAGAAUCGUCCCCUACGACCACAUGAUCUGCUCAACCCCCCUCUUCCGCAUGUGGCUAGGCGUAACAGAAUACCUCUUCAAACAACCCCAACUACUCGACGAAUGUAUCCGGAUCGCGCUCACCGACGACACGUUUAGGAGUGAUGAUUUGGAGUUUACGUUUGCGGCACGAGGGUGGGCGGAGUGUGUUGGUUUCGGGGAUUUUGGGAGUUAUCGGAAGAGGUUUGAGGCUACGCAGGGGUUUUUUGAGGGGAGGUUUGAGGAGGCGACGAAGAUUGGGAAUGAGAUGAUUGCGACGAUAUUGGCGCAUACGAAGGAUUAG